Molecule: messenger RNA, 1405 nt
Organism: Ricinus communis (castor bean)
Lineage: Eukaryota; Viridiplantae; Streptophyta; Magnoliopsida; Malpighiales; Euphorbiaceae
Product: protein transport protein SEC13 homolog B
Exons: 2
Coding region: 267-1172 (301 amino acids)
Biological process (GO): COPII-coated vesicle budding; protein import into nucleus
Cellular component (GO): COPII vesicle coat; nuclear pore outer ring
Molecular function (GO): structural molecule activity; protein binding
Source: RefSeq, a predicted model, not a curated record
GCCCAACAUUUAAUGGGCUCAAGUUUUAAACUCAUCUCAACCAAAGUAACAGCCGAGUUAUCUCUCUCCAUUCUUACUUUUUCUGCUUCUUCUUCUCUCCCAUUUCAGAUCUCCCUUCACCGCCUUACUCCAUCGUCAUUCUCAAAGCGACAAACAGCCUAUUGAUGCACAGGCAAAACGCAAAAGAAAACAGAAAAUUACAAGCAAGGGAAAAACUUUUUAUAACGUAGGAGUUAUUUCGAAUUAGUGCAUAUUCACAAGAGAAAAUGCCUCCCCAGAAGAUUGAAACAGGUCACGAGGAUACGAUUCAUGAUGUGGUAAUGGAUUACUAUGGUAAGCGCAUUGCAACUGCAUCAUCAGAUCACUCGAUUAAGAUAAUUGGGGUUAGUAACAAUACCUCUCAGCAACUUGCUAAACUGACUGGUCAUCAAGGUCCUGUUUGGCAAGUAGCUUGGGCUCACCCAAAGUUUGGGUCUUUGCUCGCUUCGUGUUCUUAUGAUGGGCGUGUUAUAAUAUGGAAAGAGGGUGUUCAGAAUGAUUGGACCCAAGCUCACGUCUUUGAUGAUCAUAAAUCAUCAGUUAAUUCUAUUGCCUGGGCACCUCAUGAAGUUGGUCUUUGUCUGGCAUGUGGUUCUUCUGAUGGAAAUAUUUCGGUUUUGACCGUACGUGCUGAUGGUGGUUGGGAUAAGUCUAACAUUGAACAAGCUCACCCAGUUGGUGUGACUUCAGUUUCUUGGGCUCCAUCAACUGCACCUGGUGCUCUUGUUGGCUCUGGUUUGCUUGACCCUGUUCAGAAGCUAUGCUCUGGCGGUUGUGACAAUACUGUGAAAGUGUGGAAGCUCUAUAAUGGGAAUUGGAAGAUGGAUUGUUUUCCAGCUCUUCAAUUGCAUACUGAUUGGGUAAGGGAUGUUGCAUGGGCGCCUAACUUGGGCCUUCCAAAAUCUACCAUUGCUAGUGCCUCCCAAGAUGGAAAAGUUAUUAUUUGGACUGUGGCAAAGGAAGGGGAUCAGUGGGAAGGGAAGGUCUUACAUGAUUUCAAAUCUCCUGUUUGGAGAGUCUCAUGGUCGCUUACUGGAAACAUUCUAGCUGUUGCUGAAGGGAGUAACAAUGUGACACUAUGGAAAGAAGCUGUAGAUGGGGAAUGGCAACAGGUGACAACAGUUGAUCCAUAGAGCUUAAGUCCUAAAUUCUUUUCCCCUUUUAAUACAUUCUUACAUGAUGAACACAUGUUUUUCCUUGAUGUUAUUCUGUAGCUGGAGUGUUUAUUUGCUGGAUAAUUUCUGGUUAAAGGUUUUGGACUCGGCUAUUAUCUUAAAACCUUAGUUUCCCUGAAAGGAUGGUUUGUGUAGUUUGGUAAUGAUAUCUAUUUUGCUUUGUGAAUGCAUAGAUACUUUCUGUGUUGCUA